Molecule: messenger RNA, 1644 nt
Organism: Debaryomyces hansenii CBS767
Lineage: Eukaryota; Fungi; Ascomycota; Pichiomycetes; Serinales; Debaryomycetaceae
Exons: 1
Coding region: 1-1644 (547 amino acids)
Biological process (GO): protein phosphorylation
Molecular function (GO): ATP binding; protein kinase activity
Source: RefSeq, a predicted model, not a curated record
AUGGGAAUAAGGAUACAGUCUGCAGAUGAGCUACAAGUGUGUGAAGAAGUUGGUAGAGGUGGUUUUGGUGUAGUAUAUCGAGGAGUGAUAAAAGCAACUAAUGAAGAAGUAGCUAUCAAGCAGAUCGAUUUGGAAAAUGAACAAACGGAUUUAUUUGAAGUUAAUAAGGAAAUUAUGAUAAUAUCAGAAUGUCGACUCUCUCAGAUUACACAGUAUUACGGCUGUUUUGUUAAUCAUUACAAGUUAUGGGUAAUAAUGGAGUAUGUGAACGGAGGAUCAUUAUUUGAGUUAUUGAAACCUGGGGCUGUAACUGAUGAGAAUGUAAUUCUGAUAAUUGCGAAGGAAAUUCUCAUUGCUCUAGAAUAUUUGCAUGACCAAGGUAAGAUACACCGGGAUUUGAAGUCGCAGAAUAUUUUGCUCAAUCAGACGGGGGAGGUGAAAUUAACUGAUUUUGGGGUUUCAACUCAAUUGUCUUCGAAUUUUUCACGCAGAAAUACAACUGUCGGGACGCCGUACUGGAUGGCCCCAGAGGUUAUAUUGAACAAUAAUGGAGGACAUAGUUAUAAGGCAGACCUAUGGUCCUUGGGUUGCUGUGUUUAUGAAUUAUUUACAGGAAAACCUCCGUUACAGAAUCACUUCUCACCAAUGAAGGCCUUAAGACAGAUUUCGAGGUGUCAUUAUGAAAAUAACUUUGCUGAACUUAUAGGCUUGGAUGACCUUGAAAUCUCUGGUUCUUUCAAAGACUUUUUAUGCCUGUGUUUUAUAAUUGAACCCAAGGAAAGAUUUUCAGCCACUAAAUUACUAAAACAUAAAUUUAUAACAAAUGUUUCAUUAUCUGAUAAUGACAAAAAAAAGAUAGUAAAGAAGCUUAUUACAAAUAAGCGAAGAUGGGAUCAGGAGAAUCAUGUCAUUCAAAAGCAAAACUAUUACGUGCCAACGGAAAUAAGGAACAAUCAAAAGAAAUGGAACGAGAACGAACUAGAUGAACAGAAAACGAUCCAUUUUGACUUCAGCCUGAUACAAGAAUCAGCUUCCGAAAAUCCGAUUAUACAAUACCCUCCUAGUCCUACGGCAUCGCAGAAGUCCUCUAGAGAAUCGUCAUUGUCGCCAACUUCAGAUAGUAAAGAAACUAACCAAGACCCGCCAUUACCUAAGCUAAAUUAUCAAUCAUUAUCAAAAAUAAAUACAAAGCAGGAAAAUUUGAAGAAAACAAUCGAGCCAGAGCUUCGUAAAAUAUUGAACAAAGUGUUCCAUAAGCUAGACUCUAAAAACAGUUUGACAACACAACAAUACGAUUUGUUAGUGACUUUUAAUGAUAACAUGCUAAACCUUAUGAGUUUCAUUCAAUAUUCUGAGCCAAAUAAUGCACCUUAUAAUAAGCUUUUAAUUUGUCAAUAUAUGAAAUACUUUUUGAAGGAACUCUUGAAGCUACCAGCAGAAAGGCAAAUGGAAAAUAACCCUCGUUUUAUGUUGCAAAAGCUAAUCAUACCUUCAAAUUUGAAUGUCAAAUUAAACACAUUAAGGACCAUAUCCGAUACGACUACUAUGACCACAUUAAACAAUAAAUCUUUUACCCAAUUUGACGAAAUUGAAUUCAGUUUGUUUGAAACAUGGAUCGAUAAAAUGAAUGAGAAAAUAUCUUAG